Molecule: messenger RNA, 2265 nt
Organism: Pichia membranifaciens NRRL Y-2026
Lineage: Eukaryota; Fungi; Ascomycota; Pichiomycetes; Pichiales; Pichiaceae
Exons: 1
Coding region: 336-2174 (612 amino acids)
Molecular function (GO): protein serine/threonine phosphatase activity
Source: RefSeq, a predicted model, not a curated record
CCCGCCCGAACAACCACACUCCGGCGGUCCCGCCGAAGGACUACAAAGCUCCGCAACGGCCCCACCAAGCCCAUCACCCGGCGUCACCGCCCGGCAACACCGCCGACCCCUACCGCAGCUUUGUCUGAUCCUUUCUGCAGCCAAGCAUCCCCUUGCCGGCCCUGCACAAAGCCCAACCCCCUCAUAUCUACGGACCCUUUAUACACCUUUAUGCAAUCAAUCACAUGCUCCUUCUUGAUACUCGACUGCUUGCGUAAGCACACGCCGUCGUUCCGCUCCCAUUGCGGCAGGAGGCUCUUUCUUCAACAUGUUUUCAUCCCCUGCCACUCUCCACCAUGGACCUCUUCUUCUCUGUCAGCAGGGUCCCAUCAGCUCUGCAGCCAGCCCUCCGCCGUGGCACCAUGAACUCUCUCCAGUACCUCUCCACGACUUUGCAGUGGAGAACGUCCCUGCCGGCACACGCUGCGGGCGACGGUGAGGGCGGACCCCCGCCAGAGAAGGACAGCGCCGCCGACGGCGACGACCAGGACAGCAUUGCGGAAGAGGACGGGCUCGGGAAGCAGCAGGACACGGGCGGCGGCGAAGAAGAAGAGUCCACAGACCCGUCGGGCAUUUCCCUCGAGGCGCAGACGGCCGCAGGCGUCAGCUCCUACGUCUUGUACUCGGUACUCUUUGUGCCGAGGAUCCUCGUUUACGUUCCCAUCUGCUGCCUUCUCUCCGUCCUCUUCUAUCCGCUCCGAAAACUGUACCAGCUAGGGCUCUUUCUUGUUGGGCUGGACGAAGGCGAUCACGACCACUCGGAGUACCAGGACCUCUCGGUCGAUGACGCAGAUACACAGACUCCGCAGCCAGGAUCCACUUCGCUCGUCUCGCUGGCUACGCCGUCUUCCGCAGAUGCUGUCUCGAACAAUGGCGACGAGAACGCCUCUCCAGCCAAAGCGGUGUCUGCCCCUUCCACCCCGUCUCCGCCGUCGUCCUCCUCCUCCGCCAAAUCCACAGGCAAGUACGCUCCCAAGUCGUCCAUCUCUACUAUACUGGAGGAGUCCAUGGAGUUUGACCCGGACUACCACGAAAACGACGACUAUUUCAAGUCGCCGUCGGACUCAAACCCAAUCACCCCUUCGAUACAUCUCAUUCCGGACACGGAUACACCAUCCAAGCCGUCUAAGGUGUCUAGACUGAACUACAAGCUUCUCCAGGCUGUCAAUAGUACCCCCUCCUUGUCCGCGGGCUCUUUGGAAGGAGCUAAUGCAGACGAGAGCGGAAUCCCAGCAACGCCAGUACCUGCUGUUUCCUCUGCCUCCUCUGCCGCUUCCACGGCAGCAGAGUUGAAACCGAGCUCAGAUUUGGCGCCUUCGGCAACACUUACCUCUGCUUCCCAGGCAAAACGAAAGAAAAGAAAGAAGUUCAUUUUUCCCAAGCUAUUAUUCGAUUUCAACAUCUUUGAACCUCCAAAACUACCUCGGAAAACGUUGGUGCUUGACUUGGAUGAGACCUUGAUCCAUUCGCUAUCACGAUACAAUUCCUCCACCCUCAACAAGACCAAGGGGAGGUCCAUUGAAGUGAAAGUUACGGGCAACUUGCCUACCUUAUACCACAUCUAUAAGCGCCCCUAUGUGGAGGAGUUCCUAUCCGUCGUUUACCAAUGGUUCGACCUCGUCUGUUUCACCGCUUCCAUAAAGGAAUACGCGGACCCGGUCAUUGAUUAUCUUGAAGAACAGGUUUUGUCCAACGAUGUGAUGAAAAAAUCCCUCAAGAAGCUGCAGGCCGACCCUCCCACCAGACUAUUCAAAACAAGAUACUACAGAAACUCUUGCAUUUUCGCAGAGGGCAAGGGCUAUCUCAAAGAUUUAUCCGUUGUCUUGAACGACGAGAGCCGCCAACCACAAUCGAGGUCCAACUCGAGAACCAGGUCGAGAGCCUCCAGCAUCUCCUCAAACGUCUCGAGGUCUGCCUCCUCCAAGGGUUUUGACUACUCGAAAAUCAUCAUCAUUGACAAUUCUCCCAUAUCCUAUGUACGCCACAAAGACAAUGGCUUAAUGAUUGAGGGUUGGAUUAACGAUCCAGAAGAUACGGAAUUGAUGAACCUAUUGCCCCUUUUGAACAGUCUGAGGUUUGUCAGUGACGUCCGCUGUAUCUUGGGCUUGAAAGAAGGACAACGUGCCUUCGCCUAGGAAGAGAUUGGUCUCUUUCAUUCUUUUCUAACUAUAUAUUUACGAUUUUUGUUAACGUUAUAAACCAAUAAUCACUUUACCAAAAAAACAC